CUUCCCGCCGAGAAGAGCAGACAACUUGCAUUCUUGAACAAUCCAGAAUUGGUGCGAACAAAUUCGAAACGAGUUAUCCGAGAACACUAUAUGGAGGAUGGUGACACAGAAGAAACGGGUAUGGAUUAUGAUGUCAGCGGUGAUACUUUAGAUACGCUAGAUGAACUUGAAGAACAAGAAUGGCGCUCACGCAACCAUUCAGUGGGUCUUCGAGGACGCCGAUCAGUUUCGGCUCAUGCCCAUCCUUCAAGUGCAGCAAAACGAAGUCGUAGCCGUUACGAAGGUGGUGCAUCUGCACCUGCCAAUGAGAAUGAGGAAACUCGUGAUUCACCGCUUCCGCCAAAGCGAUCUCGAGAAACCACAGAAGAGAUCACAACUACUACAACCGUGACCAUUGAUCCGAGCCGUAAGAAGCCAUCCCAGGCAAAAGUGACUAUCAGAAGAAGCAUGAACAGGAGCAUGUCUGCGAACGACAUCCUGAAUCAGGUGGAGAUCACUGCUUUGUCUUUCGCUAAAUCUAUCUCCUACGGUUUCUAUCGAAGUUAUCUAAACGCAGUAUGUUUAGAACUUGGAGUUGAUGUAGGUUAUGAGGAAGAAGGAGUCAAAAUUUCUUUCUUCUCCUAA
Cylicostephanus goldi is the source of this 624-nucleotide messenger RNA. The record is from the annotation of a GenBank genome assembly. Lineage: Eukaryota; Metazoa; Nematoda; Chromadorea; Rhabditida; Strongylidae.